Molecule: messenger RNA, 1447 nt
Organism: Sclerotinia trifoliorum
Lineage: Eukaryota; Fungi; Ascomycota; Leotiomycetes; Helotiales; Sclerotiniaceae
Source: the annotation of a GenBank genome assembly
UAGACUUUCUGGCCGGUAGUGAGUAGGGUUUUUUUCCAUCGAGCUAACGAUCCUAGUUCACGAUAGACAAUCCUUAUCAGCUACUGUAACUUCAAAUUUAUCCGAUAAAAAAAAUAUCAAAUCUCUACCUACCUAGGUAUCCAUCACAUCCCUUACAAUUACAAACAUUGAAUCAAUCGACUUUUGACCUAUCUUGUCACACUCACAAAUAUGCGAGGAAAAAGGGCGAAGCAAUACAAAAAGCUCAUGCAACAAUAUGGCAUGAGCUUCGGUUUCCGCGAGGCAUAUCAAGUUCUUCGUGAGCUCCCCCAAUUUUGCGCAUCAGUACAAAGAUCCGUUUUAUAACUGACUUUCUACCCCUACAGUCGACGCUGAGAUCAUUAAGGAUGCCGAUAGAUUUAAGAUGGAUCUGGUUGGCGGUUUAGAGCGAACACUUCAUGGCCAAGUUAAGCCCAGUAUGUUCACUCCUCUUCUACAUUUUGUCGCAUUAAUUACUAACAUAUCUUAGUGAUUACACAGUGCUCAAUGCGCCAUCUAUACGCUGCCUCAUCAGAACCUGGAGUGUCAUAUCUCAUCGAUAAAGCUAAAACGUACGAGCGACGCCGUUGUGGUCAUCUUCCAGAAGAUUAUCCCGAACCUCUUUCAGCCCACGAUUGUAUCAAAGCAGUAGUUGACGGCAAAGGCAAUGGAACCAACAAGCACAGAUACGUGGUUGCAAGUCAAGAUAUAGAAGUCAGGAAAGCUAUGAGGGCAAUUCAGGGCGUGCCUUUGGUUUAUAUCAAUAGGAGUGUUAUGAUCAUGGAACCUAUGGCAGAAACAUCUACAGAAGUGAGGGGAAGGGAAGAAAGAUCCAAAUUUAGACAAGGUAUAAAGUCAGGAAGGGCCUCGGGAAGUCUCAAGAGGAAGAGAAAUGAAGGCGAUGAGGACGAUGACGAAGAAUCGGCAAGGAAGGAUAUGGGUGCGGCAGAAGGUGUUGCGAAAAAGAGGAAAAAUGUUCCAGGACCCAAAGGCCCAAACCCAUUAGCAAUGAAGAAGAAAAAGAAGGUUGAGGGGGAUAACACGAAACCCAAUGCGUCAAAUAAAUUGGCCGACGCAAAUGGUACGGAAGCAGAUGGUUCAGAACCUGUCAAACGAAAACGAAAACGUCUACACUCGAAGAAAAAGUCGGAGGAUGGAGCUGAUGGAGAAACGGGAAAAUCAAGUGAGAAAAUGGACGAAGCAGAUUGAUAUGAAAGGUAAUAUCAAGGUUAAAAGAUUUUAUCGAGUAGGAAGUUACAUAUAAAUUAAUCACAAGUAUACUCGGAAAGAAUGAUACCCAAAUAGACGGAAUUUAGCUGUAUGGUUAUUUGCUGUUUGGUGUUGAAGUUAAACAAAGAAUCGGCAAGCACGAUAUUGCGAUUCGGAAUAAUCAUGUACAAUCUGACCAACCCCCUGGAUGACGCCUUUA